Etheostoma cragini (Arkansas darter) is the source of this 1774-nucleotide messenger RNA. RefSeq names its product protein disulfide isomerase Creld1 (gene creld1a). The record is from RefSeq and is a predicted model, not a curated record. Gene Ontology annotation, molecular function: calcium ion binding. The transcript has 6 exons. The coding region runs from base 121 to 861 and encodes 246 amino acids. NCBI's taxonomy places the organism in Eukaryota, Metazoa, Chordata, Actinopteri, Perciformes, Percidae.
AAUCAAAUACAAAGGAGUGUUGAAGUGGGAAAAGCGCGUGUCGGCUGUGUUCUCAGCAUUUAAACUAUACUUAGGAGGACAGAGUUCAAACACGACGCAGUUAAAGGAGGAGAGAAACAAAUGUAUCUUGUGGACCUGAUGGGACAAGUGGGAGUAAGGAUGCUUCACAGGAACCCGCUGCAGGCUGCCUGGCUUUGUUGUCUGUUGGCUGUUCAGGUGCACAGCUGUCCAGAUACCUGCAGCAAGUGUUCAGGCCCAGAAAGUGACCAGUGUGAGGAAUGUAAAGCAGGAUGGACACUCCAUAAUAACACCUGUGUAGACGUUGAUGAGUGUGGCACGGAGCUGGGUAUCUGUCCCACAAACAGCUACUGCUUCAAUACAGAUGGCUCCUUUGAGUGCAGAGGCUGUGACCCGGCCUGUGUGGGCUGUAUGGGUAGCGGACCAGCACGCUGCAGGAAAUGUGCCUCUGGGUACACACUGACAGGGUCCAAGUGUUUGGAUAUAGACGAAUGUAGUGACAGGGUACUUACCUGUCAUGGUCUGGAUGAGAUUUGUACCAACACAGAAGGCUCCUUCCGCUGUGACUGUGCUGCAGGAUUCAUCCAUAGGGACGGCGUCUGUGUGAAGAAGCAGCAGCCUGGUGUUCAGGGAAAAGGUCUGUUUGAGGAUAUUCAGGAUGACGAGGUGGAGGUGCUGGAGCAGAUGAUCUUUGGGGUGGUGCUUUGUGCUCUGGCCACGCUGGCUGCUAAGGGGGAUUUGGUUUACACAUCUGUAUUCAUGGGAGCAGUGGCAGCCAUGGCAGGGUACUGGCUUUCUGACAGGGGAGACCGUUUGUUAGACAGCUUCCUAAAGGGACGUUAAAGCUCAAAACGACUUUAGCAUUUAAUGUGACACUGCCCAGCAAGGCCUAAGAUAAUCCCUGCUACUAUAAAAUGUCACACUUUAAACAACUGUCCAGCUGUAUCACUUUUUUGUAAUGAGCUUGAAAGUGCUUUUUAUUGUUUUUAAGCAGCUACUUUGUUUUGGCAUUUGGAGCCAUCAACAAACAAUGGUACCAAUUGUAGCUUGAAUUAAGAAGAAUUUACAUCUUGUUUGAAUAUGUUUGCAGAAACCAUGUACUGUAAUAGAUUUGCUUCUCAUUUAGUAACGAUGGCACUGCAUUUGUAACGUGCACAUUUAUACUACAUAGUAAUAUUUCUCUAGUAGUCCCUACUUAUUCUGUCAUUUGUUAAAAAACAAAAUUAUUACUAAAUCGUUAGUUGCCUGUAAUGAUCAGCUUCAGUAUGUGGUGCACAGAUCUUAUCAAGCAGAGAUAACUAAUCUUAAGCUUCUGUAUGGGAGGGGCGGGAUCAUUAGAACUGUUCUACGCUAAAGCGAUGCAAAUGCUCAUGGGAAAAACAUGUUCUGAACAGUCAUUGCCCUAGUAAAAGUGUGUGUGUUUUUUUUUACAUUGUUCUGUUAAUGUUGGUUGGGUGUGCAUAUAUGUUUAUAUCUGGGUUUUAGUUUUGUAUUGUUGAUUUAGGAUUCAUGUUUAUCUACAUUUAUAGUUGUUCAUGACAGAGACCUGGGUAGGGACUGAUGGAGUGAACACAGAUUGGAAAUAAAUAAUUUCUGUCUCUAGAGUGAAUUGCUCUACACAGCACAGGAGAUUGGAAAGUUUCAUUGUUUUUUAGGAUAAUUGAGUUUUUUACUGUUUCUUUAGAAGGAAUGCAUUGAGUACAUCACAAAGGAAAAAAAACAUAUUUAACAAAGUAUGUAUCUAGUAUUGGUAAGU